GCUGGCUCUUGCGCGGCAUCACCAAUGGGCUUGUAAACACGACUAAUAGCGACAUUCGAGCCCGUUGUUUUCGUAUUUACGCCUUUCAUUAGCCGCCCCACAGUGUCCUCGAGAAAGAACAACAUUGCCGAUCAUAGUCAGUGUGAGCCUCAUGUUUUGAUAACGUGGACCUGACAUAUAUAAAUGGCAUUGCUGUCCCAGGACCACGUCCUUUUUCCCUUUCUUCUUUUCAUACCAAGUACGUUCAUUGUCCUUUCUUUCUCCUUCCAUCUCGCACGCCUUUCACCCCCUCCUCUCUGUACUUUAACGCCCGCUUUAACGCUUCAUAAACACUACAAUGCAGUUCGCUAAGACUCUCGCUGUUGCUGCUCUCGCCGCCGUUGUUGUCGCUAAGGGCGACAUUGGUGAUGCUGGAAUCGCCGUUACCAACACCACCGAGGACCCGACCGCUGCCUCGGGCUCUGACGCCGCUCCGACUGCCCCGGCUGAGACCCCCGCCUCCCAUGCUAAGGAGACCCCUGCCUCGCAUGCUAAGGAGACCCCCGCCUCGAGCAGUGCCUCGGAUGCCGCCUCUGCUGCCGAUGAGGAGUCCGGUGCCGGCUCUGCCGCCCCUUCGGCCGCCCCUUCGGCCACCGCCAAGCCCUCGGGCUCCGCCAAGCCCUCGGCCGCCUCCAAGGGUGCUUCGGCUGGU
Messenger RNA from Linderina pennispora, 691 nucleotides. RefSeq lists its product as uncharacterized. The transcript has 2 exons. The annotation marks the transcript as partial. The record is from RefSeq and is a predicted model, not a curated record. NCBI's taxonomy places the organism in Eukaryota, Fungi, Kickxellomycota, Kickxellomycetes, Kickxellales, Kickxellaceae.